AUGAGGCAUGGAGGAGCAGCAACUGCAGCACAACAACUGCAGCAGCAGCAACUGCAGCAGCAACUGCAGCAGCAACUGCAGCAGCAGCCGCAGCAGCAGCUGCAGCAGCAGCUGCAGCAGGUGCAGCAGCAGCAGCAGGAGCAGCUUGCCUUUGCUGCUGAAACGGUUUGCUGCUCCAUGGCCUCCAAGACACAAAGCUGCGUCUCCUUCUUAAUUGCUGCUACAUCAUCGAUGCAGCAAAUGCCGCCGUCCGACAGCACGAGGGCCCCCCCCUCGAGGCCCCACUCGCCGCCGCCCUCAGCAGCAGCAGCAGCAGCAGAGUCCCGCACUGCAGCACAAGUCAACCCUGCUGCGCUGCACCCAAACCCUGCGCAGCAGCAGCAGCAGCAGCAGCAGCAGCAGCAGCAGCAGCAGCGGAGUCCCGCAAUAAGGCACGAGGCAGCCCCGCUGCGAUGCACCCCAAACUUCAGCAGCAGCAGCAGCAGCAGCAGCAGCAGCAGAGUUCCGCGCAGCAGCACAAGUCAGCGCUGCUGCGCUGCACCCGAAACCUAA
Messenger RNA from Eimeria necatrix, 552 nucleotides. RefSeq lists its product as hypothetical. The transcript has a single exon. NCBI's taxonomy places the organism in Eukaryota, Apicomplexa, Conoidasida, Eucoccidiorida, Eimeriidae. The coding region runs from base 1 to 552 and encodes 183 amino acids. The record is from RefSeq and is a predicted model, not a curated record.